Asterias rubens (European starfish) is the source of this 2567-nucleotide messenger RNA. Its product is annotated as testicular haploid expressed gene protein-like. The record is from RefSeq and is a predicted model, not a curated record. NCBI's taxonomy places the organism in Eukaryota, Metazoa, Echinodermata, Asteroidea, Forcipulatida, Asteriidae. The transcript is spliced from 8 exons. Bases 369 to 1325 code for a protein of 318 amino acids.
GGUAACUAAGGCCGCCGUAACCAUGUGACGCGGAAGGGAACCAUUGUGUGCACCCAUGCAGUGCACGCAAAAAACAAGUCCAUGUGUGUUUCAUGCACAAAACUAUGUUGUGAUUUUUCGUACAGCUGAGGUAUCUAGUGAAGUUCGGUACGGGCAAAUAAUGGGCUAACCUAUGGUUUAUUCCUUACCAUGUCAAUUAGGUUUGAGAACUUUUGUUAACACGAUGUAACUGUCGAUGCUGUUGGCAAAGGAGGGAAAAAAACAACUCAAAAAGUGAAAAAGUAUCGUAGGUUUAGUUUGGUAAACGUCGGAAAGUAAUUUGUCUUCUCUCUGCUCUGGUGGUUUGAAACUACACUCAAGCAAGAAGUAUGGCGACAGUAACUGCAGUAAGGCCAACAGAGGGCACCUCUGGAAACCAAUACACAGACCUCCAGGGAAGAGAGCGAUGUAUCUACUUAGCAACUCCCAAAUCAUCCAAGGCAGUUUGGCUAACGAGUUUAGGGCCCAAGUUGGUAUGGGGCAACCAAGAGACCAUUCUGCCAAUCAGCAAGGCAGCCAUGCAGUCUGAAGCAUCCCCAAGAAUUGGGCAGCUUUCUGUUCCUAAGAAAAACUUCCGCAGUGUCAAUGAUGGAGUCAAGCGGAUCCAUGUGUACAGCUGUGGGCGUAACUCUGUCAUUUGGGAAGUCAGUCCUUUGGCAAUGAAGGGGAAUGCAUCCCAUAGAGUGUCAGAACUAUCAAGAUUUAAGAUUCCUCCAGCAGCCUUCAAAGAAGACAGAAUAAAUGGCGCUUUGAGCUGUGGGAGAGAAUCUCCUAUAUGGGAAGUGAGUGAAGCAGCAAAGCGUGCCAAAAGUAGACUCAGAUUAGAGUCUUUGGCCAAGGAGAAAAUGCCCCACAGAGAUUACCAGCCUCCCAGAGAGAUUGAAUCUGUUGUGAGUGACACUGCAAAGAAAGCAAUUGCUUCAGCAAGACUAGAGAGUCUAUCAAGGGCCAAGAGUCGACCUGAAGGCCCGUUUAGAGACUCCAAAUGGCCGGUAUCGGACUUGGCCAGGAACGCCAGUGCGACACCCCGUCAGUUAGAACUAGCUAAGCCAAAGGGACUAGUUGAUGGAUACCAACAUGAGCGCCCCGUCCAAAGGGAUAUAAGUCGCGCCUCUCGACGUACCAUCGCGACCACACGCACCGUAGACCUAGCGCGACCAAUCAUGCGCGCCACAAUGGACCAUGUGCAAUUCAAUCCUGAUGCGUUUAUCGUAAGUGAUGGAGCCAAGAGAGCGCGAUGUCCGCCGCGUAUUGAGGAAUUAGCACAGCCUAUGACAAGAAGUUAAAACAGCACACUAUGCAAUAUAUUAUCUAGAUUCAAGUGUGCGUCCAGACAAUGUGCUUUUUUUUAAUUAAUACACAAAUAUAUAAAAAUGUAGCACUGAUUAUACAAACACAAAACGUAAAACAUACUGUUUGAUAAUAACUUACUCAUUUUAUACUAAACCGAUUUAGCACUGAAGAAAUUUGCAUAACAAAAAUACAACACGAACACCUUAAGAGUCAUGGUAUUUUGUUGAGUAGUUUGUUUUAAAAAUAUUUGAAUAAAAAUAUGAUUGGUACUUGAAAACAAUAUAAAAAACUGUUUCAUCAGAGAGAAUAGCUUUGGCGGUCAGGUCCUGGGCUGGAGUGAAUGUACAUGUACAAUGUUUUGUGUUGUUUGCCAGAAAAAGUGAGCAUUCACCAGAAUUUCACAAAACAAUUUUUUGCUUGCAGGUAAGCUUCCUUUUUGACGGGUUUCUUAGUUUACAUGCGGAUCGUUUCCCCUUGUAUAUGACAUUACAAGCAGAAACAGCACCCUCACUGAGGUCGAAAGAAGACCUUUCAUUGGCUGAGAGUUUACGUUGCAUGUACAUAAAUACGUGCACAUUCGACCUCGGCAAUGGCCGCGUGCUUUAUGCAAGGUUUCUUUUGCAGGAAUGUUAAACUUUGCUGGAAGCUAGGACUAAUGUCUAAAGCCUGGUUAAUACUUCCUGCAAUUGCUUCGUGCAAUGCGAAUGACAUUGCGUCACAGAGGGAAAGGGAGCGCGUACCGAUUGUUGCCUCACCAAAAUUCACUUUGCAUUCACAGGAGGUAUUAACCGGACUUUAAAGACGAAUUUGACUGGUUAAAUUUCAAUAUUUUUUUACAGACAAUGUUACUUCGCUUUCCAUCAAUAACAGUUUAAAGCAAGCGUUUGUUUUCUGUUUUAAAAACUUGUUCAUAAAUGCAAUUCUUAAUGAGGCCAUGUGUAUGUGGUUUUUGAUAUUAGCUACAUAUAUUUUUUACAGUAUUUUAUUUUGGUAUACCUUUUAACUUGUUAACCCUCAACAGUGAAAAGAUCCAAUUUACCAAACAGUGUGCUAGUUUGCAUCAACGAAAAAGAAUGCUGUAUUUGUUAAAAGUAUUACCGCAUGGAUUGUGUGUGAUUAAACUGUAUAAAAAUGUCAACUUAUCAAAUCCAAUUCUUCCUUUCCUUAAAGGGAAGGUACACGUUUGGUAAUUACUCAAAACAAAUAUUAUUUUAAAAACUUGCUUGUUAGCGAUC